This is a messenger RNA of Scomber scombrus (Atlantic mackerel), 1197 nucleotides long. RefSeq names its product angiopoietin-like 5 (gene angptl5). The record is from RefSeq and is a predicted model, not a curated record. Lineage: Eukaryota; Metazoa; Chordata; Actinopteri; Scombriformes; Scombridae. The transcript has 8 exons. The coding region runs from base 1 to 1158 and encodes 385 amino acids.
AUGAUGUGGACGACAACUGUCCUCCUGAUGGUUUUACCUCAUCUGCUUUCCUCCACAACCACAGGAAUCAGCACUGAUUUUAACCAAUCAGUGACAGUCAGUGAGGAGUUCUCUGACCCUCCUGUCAAAGGCCAGAAACCUCUUGGAGGGAGCAAAGGUCGUGAAACAUGCUCUAUCCCCUGUGAUGUCACCGUGAAGCUGCUACGAGAUGAGAAACAUUCAGUCUGUGGCCAGUUACAGCAGUCUCUGUUGGCGUUUGGGCGCAGCACCCGGAAGCUAAUCAGGGAUGUGAUGGAGGAGCAGCAGAGAGCGCUGGACACCCUCGGUGCUCAGGUCACAGAGCUGAUGACCAAAGUGCAGACGCUCAGCUCCGAGGUUCAGAGAAGCAACACUGAGAUGUACGCCGUCAAACCUGUGCAGUCCCAUGGACGAGACUGCAGUGACAUCAAAGACAACCUUGAGUCAGUUGUCCCUAAGAUCCCCAGUGGUAUUUACAUCGUCCACCCAGAGAAUACUGACUCUUCAUUUGAGGUAUUCUGUGAGAUGGAUUAUAUGGGAGGUGGAUGGACGGUGAUCCAACGGAGGACAGAUGGACUUACUGACUUCAAACGACCCUGGUCUGAUUACACUGACGGCUUUGGACACCUUGCAGGAGAGCAUUGGCUGGGCCUGAAGAAGGUAUUUCAUAUAGUAAAUCAGAAAGAUACUCGGUUCCAACUUCACAUUGCUCUGGUCUCCAAUGAUGACGUCAUCUCUUAUGCAUCGUAUGAUGAUUUCCGCCUGGACAGUGAAACACAGUUCUUUGGUAUACACCUGGGCAGAUAUGCAGGCAGUGCAGGUGAUGCUUUUCGAGGCUACGACCAGGACCAGAACCAGGACACGGCCCCGUUCAGCGCCUCAGAUGUGGACAACGACGGCUGCAAUCCAUUCUGCUCCAUUGGCAACCGCACGGUGGAGAGCUGCAGCACUCAGCACAACCAGACAGGAUGGUGGUUCAACCAGUGCGGCCUGGCAAACCUCAACGGCUCUCCAGAAGAUGAAGAGCAGAACCAGGGGCAAAGGACACACAUCCUGUGGGACACCUGGAGACAGAAUGGAGUUGCUCGCACCAUCAAAUCUGUCACUAUGAAGAUCAGGAGGAUUGUGACCAAUAAUUGAUGGAGGAGAAGAAAUUGUUAUUGUAUAAGUUGCUUUGCA